AAAAAAGGGAGAAUGUAAAAUAAAGAACGUUUUCUCUUUUUUUUUCUGUAUUGAAAACAGACAAAAGAAAAUAAACGUAGUAUGCUAUGAGAGAGACUCACUGAACUACGCUAUUGUGAAGGCGGGUGAUUGAACAGAACGUGUUAUAUGCCUUUGUAGACGUGUAAGAGUUAAAUAAAGAAUUAGUCGGUUAUUUGCUAUCACUCUUUCUUUUUCUCUCCCCCGCUCUGCGGAUCAACAAUUGAAUCAAUCGUCGUUGGUCUGUUCGUACAAUUACGUAAGUGAAAAAAAAAACGAGUGCAUGAUUGUCUUGCCGACAACCACAACAAACUCAUCACGAUAGAAUGAGACAGACGAAAUGGGAAAUAAUCAGCAUAUAGAAUUACUUAGACUAUUGUGAUAGUUCUUGACCUUAUUCGUCAAGCAUUGUCCGUCUCAAUUUUUUUUGCUGGAAAGAAGAAAAAAAAGAUAGACAGAUUGUUUUCAUUGAGAGACCAUGCAACAACAUCGGUCAUACACAUAUGUAUACAUGUAUAUAUAUAUAUAUAUAUAUAUUUAUAUCUUUCUCUCCUUCCUUCUCGUUUUUUUUCUGUUCGCCGUUGGAUAAUGAAUGUCCGGGGCACAUUGAAUAGAUGGAAUACUUCAUCGUUUGUUCUGCUCAGCUGAGUUACUUUUUCUUGCAGCUGUUCACCUAUUCAUUUGACGGGCACGCGUGUAUUAUACGUAUGUAUAUGUAGUUAAAAAAGAGGUGUAUGCCCUCCCGUCAUAACUACUCGACCUGUCAUGUAUGACUUAUUAUUUAAAAUUACAUACCUAUAUAGAUAUAAGUGCCUCUUUAGAUGCUAUUGAUCGUACAUUGACCGAUUUUUCAAAUAAUACUAACAACAAUAACAACAACAACAGUUCAUCAAUGAGUGCAGCAACAGCAUCGCGUUCACCUUUUCAAUCACAUGGUGUCGUAGACGAAUCAUAUUGUUCACCAUGGGAUUUAAAAACACAAGAAGAAAAAUUUAAAUUACUUAGUGAACAACGAUCAACAUCAACAUCAAAUACAAUUACAGCACUAACUGAUGCUCUACUUCAUCCAUCGAAUACUAACAGUCGUUCAACAUCUUUAUCUUAUACAUCUAAUAAUAAUAAUAACAGCAAUCCAUUUCAUCGAACUCGUUCAGCACGUACAUCAUCAUCUACAAAAAAAUCAUUUACACUUCGUGAACCUUCACCACCUUCACUUCCUCCAUUACCACCAGGUGGGUUAAUGCCAACAGCAACUAAUAUCGCAUGUCAAUGUGGCACUAGUAAUAAUAAUCUUAAUAAUAAUAAUAAUGCUCGAAAUCGAUCCUUUAAUAUUAAUAAUAAUAACAACAACAAUAAUAACAAUAACAAUAAUUUAAUUGUUGAAAAUCUUGAUCCUUCUCUGAAAAAAAUUUCUUAUUGUCUCAAUGCACAUAUUGUUCGUUCGGGUACAGAUACAUCACGCAGUUUUGUUUUUGCAACAUCAUCACCGUCAAAUGAACGUUCACAAAGAGUCAAUACAGCACCAGCUAAAGUUGAUCUAUCACAUCUUCUAGAAAAUCGACAAGAAUCAACAAAUAUUACUUCACAUAGUAGUACAAUCUCGUCAUUAUCAACAACAUCAUCAUCAACUGAAUCACCAUUGAUAACAGAUGAUACUAAACCUAUGUCAUUUGAAGCUGCAUUACAAAGAUUUAAACGUUUAAGUUCAUCAACUCGAUGUAGUAAUACUAGUGUUUCAGCAUCAUCUCUACCUAAAACACAAUUGAUAACUAAUCAAGAAUCACCAAUAGCAUAUGAACGACCAUGGGAUACUUUACAAACAUCGCUUAUCAAUAGUCUUUCAUCUCCCCCGUUAUCAACAUCUAAUCGUAAUGGAAAUUCAUUACAAAAGAUGCCAAGUACAGAAGAAUCAAAACAACAUUGUACACCACCAUUUCCUAUGGUUUCUCCUACGAUUAGUACUUGUCGACAUAGCACAUGUUCACCAGACGAUAAAAAUAAUAUUAGUAAUACAAACAUCGGAGAAAUCAACAAGAUAAACAAUCGUAACUUCGUUCCAUUAACAUCGGAUAUUGAGACAACAAUUCCAAUUGAUCGUUAUUUGUGGUAUCAUUAUGCAAUGUCACGACGAACAGCUGAAAGUAUUUUACAAACACGUCCACCUGGUAGUUUUAUUGUACGUCAAAGUGAAAGUGGAAAUCAAAAUGAUUAUUCACUAUCUAUUAGAACUACAAAAAGUUGUAUGCAUAUGCGAAUAUGUUAUACAGCAGGUGUUUAUAUUCUUGGAGAAUGUUCAAGACCAUUUCCAAGUGUUUCACGUAUGAUUGAAUAUUUUAGUCAAACAUGUGUACCUAUACGCGGUGCGGCACCUAUUAAAUUAGGUACACCUGUAUUUCGAUGUGAAACAUUAUCAUCAUCAUCACCACCUAAUAAUCAUCAUUUUAAUGAUGAAGAUGAAGAACUUUUGUAA
Messenger RNA from Adineta steineri, 2488 nucleotides. NCBI's taxonomy places the organism in Eukaryota, Metazoa, Rotifera, Eurotatoria, Adinetida, Adinetidae. The record is from the annotation of a GenBank genome assembly.